GGAAGCGCGGGAGGGCGGGGGGGUUCCGUCCCGUCCGGUCCCUGCCGGUAUCUCGGGUCCUGUCCCGGUCCGCACCGCCUCCCCCUCCCGUCCGUGCCGGUACCGCGGGUCCUGUCCCGCCGCCAUGCGCAAGUUCUUCCAGGAGAUUAAGGCCGACUUGAAAUUCAAGACGGCGGGGCCCGGCCAGAGGCUCUCGGAGCCGUCCCGGGUUCCCAAGGAGAAGCCGAAGGCUGAAGCGGCUCCCAAGCCCCGUCCGGGCCCGACGGACGAGGCUCAGAUGGCGGCGGCGGCGGCGCUGGCCCGGCUGGAGCUGAAGGGCAAAGGCAGAACCGGUACCGGGCAGGACGGCGUCAGGAACCAGGUGAGGAAGGAGCUGAUGGCCGAGGCAGCUGCCAGCGAGAAGGGGCUCUCCCUGGACACAGAGGAUCGUGGCUCCUCGGGUAAGGAAGGGGCAGCUGUUCCCUCUGUUUCAGGGGUCUACUUCAUUUGUCCCUUGACUGGCGUGGUGGUAAGGAAAGAUCAGAGGGAGAAACACCUCAGAGAAGCCAUCCAGGAGUAUUUCUCUGUAGAUCCAGUGGCUGCCUCCAUCAUGGAGAUCCAAACUUUCAACAGGGACAGGGAGAAAGUCCGAGUGGGUGUGGAGACCAUGGCCAAAUACCUGGAUAACAUCUAUCUCCAUCCAGAGGAGGAGAAGUACAGGAAGAUCAAACUGCAGAACAAAGUGUUUCAGGAAAGGAUAAGCUGCCUGGAAGGGAUACACAGAUUUUUCCAGGCUGUUGGGUUUGAGACAAAAAUGCUGCCUGUUCCAGGACAAGAGACCCCAGAGGAGUUCUAUGUGCUGAAGGAAGAAAUGCUGCCCAGGCUGGAGGAUCUCAGGCACUACAAGGAGCAGCUCCUGAGCUCAGAGCCCCUGAGAGCCCAGCUGGAUAGACAGCUCUGCCUCUUCAAACCCUCCCCUGAAGCUGCUUCCUUUGAGCUGCCUGAGGACUUCUACAACCUGACUGCAGAGGAGAUCAAAAGGGAGCAGCGGCUCCGGACAGAAGCAGUGGAGAAGGCUGCAAUGCUGAGGACAAGAGCCAUGCGAGAGAAAGAGGAGCAAAGGGAGAUGAGAAAAUACAACUACACCCUGCUGCGAGUCCGCUUCCCUGAUGGGUACAUCCUCCAAGGGACGUUUUAUGCACGGGAAACAGUCUCUGUGCUUUACAGCUUUGUGAGGGAAGCUCUCAGAGAUGACUGGCUGCCCUUUGAGCUGUUGGGACCUGGAGGGCUCAAACUGACUGAUGAAAACUUGGCCUUCAAUGAAUGUGGGCUGGUGCCCUCAGCCCUCCUGACCCUUGCCUGGGAUGCAGCAGUCAUGGCAGACAUCCAGGAGUCCAGAGAAGAGGAACCAGCAAGCCCCCUGAAACCACAACUUCUCUCCAGAGUCCAGACACUGUCAUGAAAUAAAGGGAAUGAAUUCAGGGCUGGUGGUUUUUAGACUGUUCCCCCAUUUUCCCCUUAGAGACUCUUGGGGCUUCCAGCUCACUGAGCUCAGCAAGCACUUUGGUUUAGCUCUGCAGAGCAGGAGGUUCCAUCCCACCCUCCCCGUGGUCACCUCCACACGGAGGCAGGACCUGCCCAGGGAGCUGUGUCCAGGACUGCUAAAAAACAGCUUCAGAACCCAAGUUCUGGCAGAGACUGCUUGAGCUGGGUUUCCAGGACCAGGGUGAAGCAGCAGCCUCCUCCCCAGGAGGGGGGAUGAGGGGCUGGGGCAGGGCUAGUCCUAGGCUGGAUUACCAAGGGAUUGAGCCUGAGGAGCAGGCUGGGCUUAGAACUUAGCUUUACCUUUUGCUUCUGUGUGCACUGUAACUCCUAUUGGAGAGAGAAUCUAUUUAGAUAAAAUGAUGCUGAGUAAAAUGAGUAUUUAAAAGAUUUGGGUCUGGUCAGAGUUCUUUGAAUUCCACUGCUCCUACAGCUUCUGUUGCAGCCCCAGGUACAGGAGAUCUCUCACUGUAACCAACCCCAUCCCAAACCAGGAGAAACAAAGGGCAGGUUUUUUUUUCUCUUUUUCUUUUCCAGACAUAAAGCCCUGCUCUUGCUGUCUGGAGCAAGUAGAGACCACAAACAGGAUGAGAGAGAGAGCAUAAAUUCACAUAUAAUUGUACAUCAUUUAUACCCAAGGCUAUGCUAUACAACAUAUGAACAGUCAUUCCCCCUGUGGCAUCACAAUAAACUUAUUUCAAAGUCCCUCCAAGGAGUUUUAGAGAUAACUUAGAUACCUUCCAUUACAAAGAAGUAUCAAAAAUUCCAAUAAUGCUUUAUUAAGAACAGAUUAAUAUGCAACUUGGUUCUGUUUUAAGCUAAAAACUAUAACUAAAAAUUUGAGCUUCCUCCUGGGCUGAAGCAGAACAAAGUGCUGUCCUCUCUUUACAAGAAAUCUGGAGUACUUUCAGGUAUCUUGUUCAAAGAUACACAAAGGUUUAAAACUCUCUAAAUUCAUUCUACAUACAUACAGGAGAGUUAGUAGGUGGUGAAGUCUCAGAGGGUGUUAGCUGGGCUGACUCUGUCCUGCUCAACUCCUGCAGCUGCUUCAGUAGAAUCUGCAAAGUAGAAAAUGGUGUUGGUUUGGGGUUUUCUUGGCUUGUUUGUUUUUAGAAGUCUCUUAAUAAGUUUGAAUUUGCUAUGUGCUUUGUCUGUCUCAGCUUGUCUGCCUGGAUCUGGUUUUGAUACUAUUUAAAAAAUAGUUUUAAUAUUGACUUAAAUGUCACUCCAUAAUAAAAAUCACUUCAACCA
Messenger RNA from Calypte anna (Anna's hummingbird), 2772 nucleotides. RefSeq names its product UBX domain protein 6 (gene UBXN6). Gene Ontology annotation, cellular component: cytoplasm. NCBI's taxonomy places the organism in Eukaryota, Metazoa, Chordata, Aves, Apodiformes, Trochilidae. Bases 125 to 1441 code for a protein of 438 amino acids. The transcript is spliced from 11 exons. Gene Ontology annotation, molecular function: protein binding. The record is from RefSeq and is a predicted model, not a curated record.